AGAAACUCCGGUCCAAGACCUUAACACCAGGGACUCCCCUUGCUUGGCAGACCAAGCUAUGUUUGCAUUCCACCAAACUAACAUAACAGCAUAAUCAUACUUUGUUCAAUGGUAACCUUUCAGACCGCUGUGUCAAAGCGCACGAGUACAACAAAGCGCAGAGACAGAAGGAGCCAGCCAUACGACACCUCAUGGCUGUCCGGAGACGAGUCAGAACAGGACGACGAAGAAGAUUACAGGAGCUCCAGCCGGGGCAGGCCGCGCCAAGACAAGCGCGCCUCACAUCAUGAUAGGUCUUCACGGAUCGCGUCCUCCACUCCAACCACUCCUCACAUCCCCGCUCCCCCGUCCAGAAAGGAGAAGAGACGGCUGUGUCCUACUCCCAUCGUGCUGACACUCCGCCGUGUCGCACCGCCUCCUCAAUACAAAGCCGAGGAGGCAGCUGGAGCAACUAAAGAGUACAUAGUCGUAAAAAGGAGCGAAUCAACCAAUUCAAACGUCUGCCAUGACGAUGCAGGUAGCAUAAAGCGCCCUUGCUCUACCUUGGAGGACUCGGAAGAGUCCCGUCGUCAAGAUGGCAAAGGCAGCAAACGUCGGAUUUCGUACCAAGAGUACAUUAACAGAUGCAGGAGUGGUGACAGAAGAAACGUGACCGCCGGUGCAGCUACAGUGCAUGACGGCACCAAAGUCAAAGUCUCGGAUGAGACGGAGAAGAGUCCAACUUCCGAUCGCGAUCGCCGAGUGAUCAAAGCACGGCGGCGGAUGAGCCAGCACGAGCUAGCGGAAGUCUCGUCACAAAUACGCGCCCGUAAAGAGGCACUGUGCCCUCUGGCAGCAGAGAAGAAGACGACCGCCCCCAUAAGCCGCCCUACCUCGUCCGGCUCAGCUGAUGUGAGUGCCGCUGCACCAACCCAGGAAGAAACACCUGCAGUCAGUACAGACGGCGAUACCGCAGGCGUACGUCAUGGACGGCGUGACGUCAUCAAGCACAAGCCGACGUCAUCGAGAUCAAACAUUGGGAAGACGCUCAUCGAGUUCAUCAAAAGAGAGGAGGAGAAGAUCAGAAGAGACCAAAAGCUCCGGGAGCUCUUCCGCAAAAAGGCGGCGGCGCUGGCGGCGAAGAUUGGAGGUAGAGGAGCCAGCCGCAGCAGCGGGCCUCCAGCGGCAGCGGAGUUACAGGAGAAGUUGGUCAGAUCGGACUCCCCAAAACGUCGGGACGGACGUCUCCGGCACAGCCUGGGUCAGUCACAGAUUCCUCCUAGCGACCAGGAGACGGAUAUCAGACCACCGGCCCAGCAGUACCCUGUCCAACAGCUCAUCCAACCAAGUAACAUUUCACAGAUGUCACAGAGCGGUGGGAAUGCACAACGUCUCCUAGCGGCGACGGCUGUCGCUGCACCACUCCAAAACGUGCCACAUGGUGUCCGGACGGACAACCCGAGAGACAACAGGCUCCGUGACAUCGUGCCUGAUGGUGUCCGUACGGACAACCCGAGAGACAACAGGCUCCGUGACAUCGUGCCUGAUGGUGUCCGUACGGACAACCCGAGAGACAACAGGCUCCGUGACAUCGUACCUGAUGGUGUCCGGACGGACAACCCGAGAGACAACAGGCUCCGUGACAUCGUACCUGAUGGUGUCCGGACGAACAGCCAGGCAGGACACAGCAGCGCCCACAGAUACAUGACGUCAUCUCGUCCUGACCAGUUCCCUCCAAGUGACGUCAGACAGGUGAGUUCUAUCCCGGAGUCCUCAUUCAUGUGUUGAUCUGGAUUUUUUCCUUUAUCCUUUCUCUUUGGUGCUUUUUAAUGUUCCAUCGGAGUGGUGGCA
Molecule: messenger RNA, 1830 nt
Organism: Branchiostoma floridae (Florida lancelet)
Lineage: Eukaryota; Metazoa; Chordata; Leptocardii; Amphioxiformes; Branchiostomatidae
Exons: 2
Coding region: 109-1767 (552 amino acids)
Source: RefSeq, a predicted model, not a curated record